This is a messenger RNA of Diatraea saccharalis (sugarcane borer), 2092 nucleotides long. The record is from the annotation of a GenBank genome assembly. NCBI's taxonomy places the organism in Eukaryota, Metazoa, Arthropoda, Insecta, Lepidoptera, Crambidae.
UAAAUUUCGAGUUUCAGGACAUUGUGCAUUGGACGAAGUUAAGCCCUUGUUUUUCAUAUAAUUUUCAGUCUAUGCUACGAAACAUUCCUGUAACUUUGUCUCGUUUCGACUCUAAACUCGAUUUUUAUAUGUUUUUAGAUGAAAAAAGCGACUGUAUUAAAAUUUACACCGAUGGGUCGAAAAGUAAAUCUCGCACUAGUUUUGCUUUUUAUGAUUCUACAAACAAAGUUGGUAAAGUCUAUUCUUGUGAUACACAUUUUUCAAUAUUUUCUGCCGAAGUUCUAGGUAUGAUCUAUGCCUUGAAAUAUAUUUCAUGUAAUUUAAAUUUUCUAAAUUCAUCAAAAUUUUUAAUUCUUUGUGACUCAAUGAGUGCACUUCAAGCUCUAGAACAAAAAAGUAUUAAUUCUAACAAAAAUUACCUUCUUUAUGAAUUAAGACACUUAGUAGUAUCAUUACAAAACAUUAAUAUUGUAAUCGAGUUCUGCUGGGUUCCAGGGACACUCUGGUAUUUUUGGUAACGAGUUUGUAGAUAAACUUGCACGUUCUGCUCCAAACAUUAUUACAAUAAACGACUAUAAAAUUCCUUUAUGUGAUUUAAUCACUUAUUUGAAAGACAACAUGAUCAAAAGAUGGUGUUUAUCAUUAGAUCAUUUUCGCGAAACUAAAGGUAAAUGGCAUGCCGAGAUUGUACCUGUACCCAACACUACAGCUUGGUUUGAAAAAUCAAAAUACUUCGGUAGGCAAUUUAUAACUAGCUUCUGUAGAUUAAGAAUAGGUCACUGUAAAUUUCCAUCUCAUCUUCACCGUCUUAGAUUAAGUAACAACGCCAUUUGUAAAUAUUGUAACUUCACAAAUUGCGAUCUUGAUCAUUUAUUUUUUAAUUGUCCAUAUUUCAAUAUACAACGCCUUCUGUUUAUUAGUUUAUUUUCUGAAACAAUGCCUUCCAAAAAUUUUCCUCUAAAUGUAAAAGAGUUAUUGAAGAUACAAGAGAUUUAUUGUAUUAUUUAUAAUUUUUAUGUCAAUACUUUUGGUCCUUUAUAACUUUAAAUUUAGUCUACUUAUAUAUAUAUAUAUAAAAAAGUUGUUUGUAUUUUUUAUUAUUAAUGUGUGUUUUUCGUUUAGUUUUACUGUAAGUUUUAUUAUAUUAUUUAAGUUCAUUGUGUUAGUUUGUAGUACAAUUUUGUUAAGAUUUCUUUUCACAUUUAAUGUUUAAGCUGAUGGUCAGUGUAGCCAAAGCUUCAAUAAAGAAAAAAAAAAAAAAAGUUCAUAAAUAUAUUGGAUUAUUAUAAAGUUUUCUAAACCAUUUCAAUAUGAAAAUUAAUUUAAAUAGUCAGAUAAAGGGACAAAAUGUAUAUUUAGUUCCUUACCAAAGACAGCAUGUGCCAAAGUACGUAAAUAAUUUACCGACAAAAUUAUUUCUUUUUUUUAUGUGAUGUAGUAUGCUAAACUUUUUAAACGUUCUUAAGAGUAAUUUAACAGUGACGAAAUUUCUUCAUAGGUAUUUAUUGUAUCAAAAGUCGAGUUCAUUACAGGUAUCAUACAUGGAUGUCUAGUAAAGAACUACAAACACUAACAGCCUCUGAAUCAUUAACUUUAGAAGAAGAAUAUGAAAUGCAAAAGUCAUGGCAAGAUGAUGAAGAUAGUAAUUUUCUAAUUUUAUUAUAUUGCAUAUUUAUAAAUUCUUCAGUACCUAUGAAGUAUUCCAUGAUUGGAGAUACAAAUAUAUUUAUCAAAGAUAAGCAAGAAGCUCUAGGAGAAAUAGAAAUUAUGAUUGCAGAAGAAUCAGUAAGAGGAAAAAAAUUGGGUUGGGAGUCUGUAAUUUUGAUGUUGAUAUAUGGUAUACAAAUAUUAGGGCUUAAGAUAUACGAAGCUAAAAUAUCCAUUACUAAUAUAAUAAGCUUGAAAAUGUUCCAUAAAUUAGGAUUUGAAGAAAAAUCUGUAAGUGAUGUUUUUCAAGAAAUUACUUUGGAAAAGGUUGUGACACAAAAGUGGAGUAAUUGGUUGCAAGAACAAUAUAAAUUGGAAUUAGUAGCUUUAAAUAAAUAAUAAACUUUAUAGAAACUGAAAAUAAAGUUUAAAAAGUAAUUUAAAU